Molecule: messenger RNA, 624 nt
Organism: Eruca vesicaria subsp. sativa (arugula)
Lineage: Eukaryota; Viridiplantae; Streptophyta; Magnoliopsida; Brassicales; Brassicaceae
Source: the annotation of a GenBank genome assembly
AUGGAGGAUCUUAUGGGACUUCUUCGAAUCCGAGUGAAAAGAGGGGCUAAUCUUGUUAGUCGAGAUUCUCAGAGCAGCGACCCUUUCGUCGUCAUAACCAUGGGUCCCCAGACACUGAAGACUAGUCGUGUGGAAAAUAACUGUAACCCUGAGUGGAACGACGAACUGACGCUUGCGUUCAAUGAUCAUAAUCAACCUGUGAUUCUCGAAGUUUAUGAUAAAGAUACAUUCACUUCCCAUGACAGGAUGGGAGAUGCGGAAAUAGAUAUUAGGCCGUUUCUUGAUAUUCAAGCAAUGGGUCUUCAAGAACUCCCUGAUGGAACCGAGGUCAAGAGAGUGAAGCCGAGUAAAGACAAUUGCCUCGCUGAAGAGAGCAGGAUCGCGUUCAGUAAUGGAAAGAUCGUCCAAGACAUGAUUCUCAAGCUGAGAAAUGUCGAAAGAGGUGAGGUUGAGAUUCAAAUCGAGUGGAUCAGUGUUCCAUAGAGUCGAGGACUUUGAAAUAAAACAUUAAAAAACAGCUGUGUGAAUUGAAUUGUACGCACACAGGAAGAGUGCAAUUCUACGUACUCCUCGGACAUUAGGCUCUUUGGACAUUAAUGAUUAAAAGAACUGAAACAGAGUUUC